Messenger RNA from Cicer arietinum (chickpea), 1072 nucleotides. Its product is annotated as putative F-box/LRR-repeat protein At3g49150. Lineage: Eukaryota; Viridiplantae; Streptophyta; Magnoliopsida; Fabales; Fabaceae. The record is from RefSeq and is a predicted model, not a curated record. Gene Ontology annotation, molecular function: protein binding.
AUGGAGCCACCAAGGAGGAGUGAGAGGCUGAGGCAAAAGAGAGACAGAUUAAGUGACUUGCCAAACGCAAUUCUGCUUCAUAUAAUGUCAUUCAUGAUGAUAAAAGACAUUGUCAAGACUAGCACACUCUCAAAACGUUGGAAGAAUCUCUGGAAACACCUCUCUGAACUAAAAUUAAAUACCUUUGAAUUCAAAAAACCAUGGUUUUUUGCAGAAUGUGUGUCUGAUAUUGUGUCAUCUCGUAGUAAGGGAAACUAUCCCUUAAAAACACUUGAUUUCAACCGUCAUGGUUCAUUUCAACACAAAAUAUUCAGUGAUCUCAUUGAACAUGCUAUCAAUCGUGGCGUCCAGAAAUUAAGAGUAGUUGUCCCAGCAAAUGUUGGUUUGCCAUAUUGUGUCUUUACUUCUCAUUCUUUGACUUCUCUUUAUAUCUCAGCUUCAAUUUAUGAUAAAAGAAGAACUAGACUCCCUAACUAUCUUGAUCUUCCUUCUUUAACAAGUUUGCAUCUUGAUUAUGUUGGGAUUCAAACGGAUGAUAAUGGUUUUGCUGAACCCUUCUCAAGUUGUAAUAAGUUAAACAAUCUUUUCAUUAAGAAUUGUUGUUUUGUUCAUCCUAGAGAUAUCUUUUUAAAGGUGGAAGGAACCCUUCAUGUAACCAAUGCUACACUCACCAAUUUGACUAUCAACAAUUAUGACCCCACUUACAAAUAUGUCAUAUCUGCACCAAACUUAACUUCUUUCAUUGUCAAUGAUUCUCCUUUUCAGCCAUUGGAUAUGCCUUGUGUCAACAUUCAUCAUCUUCACUCUUCUUCUUCAUUCAUGUAAAAUCAAUAUCAACCUUUAGAUCUCUUCAUGUAAACAUGCAUUAUAAUAAGACUGCUCCUAAGUUUUCUUUCAUUAUUACCUACUGAGAUCUAUUUAAGUGCUUUUCCCCCCUAAUUGUUGGCUUUUAUUUUAUUUUAGUAUUUAAAUAACUCAUUGCUCUCCACAAAAUGGAUUUUUAAAGGGAGACGCGCGUUUUUUACAUAAAAAUAAUCCAUAUGUGUAGGCCGAUCUCUUUUAUACCUUAAAG